Molecule: messenger RNA, 1294 nt
Organism: Lepisosteus oculatus (spotted gar)
Lineage: Eukaryota; Metazoa; Chordata; Actinopteri; Semionotiformes; Lepisosteidae
Product: trem-like transcript 4 protein
Cellular component (GO): plasma membrane
Molecular function (GO): transmembrane signaling receptor activity
Source: RefSeq, a predicted model, not a curated record
CUCACACAGCAUGAUGUGUCUGCCGGGGCUGCUGUUGAUUGCGUGCCUUAUCCCAGGCCGCCUGCUCCACAGGGUGGAGCUGGGCGCGGGGGAGUCAGUGUCCGUGCGCUGCCAUUACGAGCCCCGGUGUCGGCGUGGGCCCAAGGUGUGGUGCCGGCAGAUCUCUGACAGCGAGUGUGUGAUAGUCGCACCGGCAGACAGCAAGACCGCAAGGCCUGACCAGCAAGACAAGGUCCAGAUUUUAGACAACACCACCUAUAACUUUGUCACCUUCACUUUGAGGAGCCUGCAGCAGGGCGAUUCCGGAGUGUACUUCUGCGGUGUCCACAGCAACAACAGGGUUCAUGCUCUGGGGAUGCUGGAGAUUCAGGUGUCCAGAGAGCUGGUGACAGGGCAUCUGGACUCAACACCCAGGACAACUACAGCUGGGACGUCCCCAGUCAGCUCCCUGUCUGUCAGGCUCACCGCCUUGCCAGAGGUGCCCGGUGUGGAUGCACUGGGGAGCGACCCGAUGUCUUUCUUCCUGGUGAUCCUGUUCGUCAUCAUCAUGGUGACUGCCGUGGUGAUCUUCAUUCGAGUCAUAGUGCGAUUCAGGAGAGAUCACAUCAAGGAGAGAUCUAAGCUGCCUUUGGUGAUGGCAAGACUGACUCGGCGGCGGGUUCAGCAGAACGUUUACGGCGCGCCCCCUCGCAGGACCCCUGCCGCCGUGUGCAGUGCUCCCCCGAGAUCUAGGCCGCCGGAUGCCGGACGCAGGACAGACCAGGGAUCCCAUCACGGCGUUCCGGAAACCCCUCGACACAUCACCACGGAGGCCCAGCGGUCACCUGUGCGUCCACCCAACCACGGGCCCAGCGUUAGGCUGUGAAGAGGCACCCACGCACGGAGGGAGGGAGACAGAAGACCCACGACCGGCGCUAUCCGAAGAGAAAAGGCAACCUAACGGCUUUACUAGUUACUACACUGUAAAUUGUGCUUUCUGAAUAUUUACCCUUUUCCACACUGCCCUGCUCUUAAAGUGAAAGGGAUCGUUAUUUUCUUCACACUGGCUGAUUAUUUUUUGUUUUUGUUUUUUUCCGGGGAAGGUGGAGGGUGGGUCUUUGUGAAAGUGUAAAGUUGUGGUUUCUGCUCUCUAAAAUCUUCCUUCUAAUCUCCAGAAUCACUGAAGGAAAGUGUGCUUUGAACAGCUCCAAAAGUUACAGGGGCACAUGAAAGAGUCCAAAUAAGAGGAGGCCAUGUACUGCAGGUCAUUUGGUUGCUAGUGGCCUUCCAGUUGUUUCUUGAAAGAAGCCAGGGA